AGCAGCCCCGAGCCGUGCCCCUCCUCACGCCCGGCCCGGCCAUGGCGACGGCCCCCUCGCAGCAGAAGGAGAACACGCUGCUGCACCUCUUCGCCGGAGGGUGUGGAGGCACUGUUGGUGCUAUUUUUACUUGUCCUCUAGAGGUAAUUAAGACCAGACUUCAGUCUUCAAGAUUAGCUUUACGAACUGUCUACUAUCCUCAAGUUCAGCUGGGGACCAUUAGUGGAGCAGGAGUGGUCAGACCAACAUCAGUAUCACCUGGACUCAUACAGGUUCUGAAGUCAAUUUUGGAGAAAGAGGGACCAAGGUCACUUUUUAGAGGCUUGGGUCCAAACUUGGUUGGAGUUGCACCAUCAAGGGCUGUCUACUUUGCAUGUUACUCCAAGGCCAAAGAGCAUUUUAAUGGCAUUUUUGUGCCUAACAGCAAUGUCGUCCACAUUUUCUCCUCUGGCUCUGCAGCUUUUAUCACAAAUACCUUAAUGAAUCCUAUAUGGAUGGUUAAAACCCGGAUGCAGUUAGAACGGAAAGUGAGGGGUUCCAAACAAAUGAACACUGUCCAAUGUGCUCGUUAUGUUUACCAGACAGAAGGCAUUCGUGGAUUCUACAGAGGAUUGACUGCCUCGUAUGCUGGCAUUUCUGAGACCAUAAUCUGUUUUGCUAUUUAUGAAAGUUUGAAGAAAUGGCUAAAAGAGGUCCCAUUAACCCCUUCUGCAAACGGAACUGAGAGAAGCAGAAACUCCACCAAUUUUUUUGGACUUAUGGCUGCUGCUGCUAUCUCCAAGGGGUGCGCCUCCUGUAUCGCUUAUCCGCAUGAAGUGAUAAGAACCCGACUUCGAGAAGAGGGCACCAAGUAUAAGGCUUUCAUUCAGACUGCCCGCCUGAUAGCACGAGAAGAGGGCUAUCUGGCGUUCUACAGAGGACUCUUUGCCCAGCUUAUCCGGCAGAUCCCAAAUACUGCUAUCGUCUUGUCCACCUAUGAGCUCAUUGUGUACUUACUGGAAGACCAUACGAAGUGACAGGCCAGGAAAUGGGCAUUAGGAGAACAACUAAUUAGAAACUGCCGGGCAGUUUCUCAUUAAUGUUGAGAGUGUUUAAGAGACUUAUGCAGGAAUGGCUGAAACAUCUCUGGCUCUUAUCACCUGCUGGACUUUUCCUUUUGGAUUCAUGCUUUCUGGAAGGUUUUAAUUCAUUAACGUUAAUAGUUAAUUACAAUUUUUUUAACUUAAGAAUUCAGAAUUAAGCAGCUACUAAAUUAAAUCAUGCUAUUUAAUUUAAGUAUAAAUUUUGUUUGUGUCCUUUUUUUAUGUUCAUUGUACUGUCACAUCAGGCAUUAAUUUAUUUUAGUAAAAAUGUGCUCCAGAAGGAGAGCUGAUUUGUAAUCUGCCCAGAUUUUACCCUGCUGGUGUCAGUCAAACGUCAAUGUUGAGGAGCACGUGGACCAGAACAGAUGGGGUCUUGUUUUUUCCUCUGUUAUGUUUCAUUAUUUUUUCAUGCUGCUUAUAACCCAGGCUUUCAGACUGCUGAGAUCAGCAAAAAUGUUCAGCUGUCUGGAAAGAAACGGUUUAGAAUGUGAAAUUAUUUUUAUGGUCUUGUAGCCACAUCCCGUCCUCACUUCAUCAAAAGCAUGAGUCUGCCCCUUAAGCCCAUAGGCACACCUCACCCCUACAGACCUGCCAAAAAUAAUUUUAUAAGUUGAGCUUGGACUAAAACCACAUGAAGACAGCCCCUUGAGAUUGGCUUUGAAUGUAUAUUUCAUAGUCUGGUUUUCUAACCAUUUGCUUAGAUCUCUAAGAGAAACUCUGUAGGACAAGGACAUUUCUUUCCACUGAGGCAUUUCUGUUGUGUCCUAGAAGUUAAGAUAUCUUGGGAAAUGGGUGGAAAAUUAACUGCUAGUAAUGAGAGCGUCAGAAAAGGGCAUGCUAGUUUAUACCACCUCUUUUACAUGUGCUGUUUCAAUGUAAUAUAUAAAACCAGUCGACUUCAUUUGAACUAUGAGAGGUCAGUCAUGUCGAAAUUCAGUAAUCUCUUCAUACUUGUAACUAGGAUUUUAAUGUUUUGUGCUAAGGUGGUUUUCAAUUUGAACGAAUAGCACGGUUGAUGUUUGUGACUGCCAUGCUUGAACUGUUUAGAGUUGUAAUUUAUGAUGAUUUGCAGAUGAUCUGGAGAGGGUGUUUUCAGCAGAUUGCAUUAAAAGGUUACUUUUUCUCCUUC
This is a messenger RNA of Vombatus ursinus (common wombat), 2211 nucleotides long. RefSeq names its product solute carrier family 25 member 33 (gene SLC25A33). Gene Ontology annotation, molecular function: pyrimidine nucleotide transmembrane transporter activity. The transcript is spliced from 7 exons. Lineage: Eukaryota; Metazoa; Chordata; Mammalia; Diprotodontia; Vombatidae. The coding region runs from base 42 to 1016 and encodes 324 amino acids. Gene Ontology annotation, biological process: pyrimidine nucleotide import into mitochondrion. The record is from RefSeq and is a predicted model, not a curated record. Gene Ontology annotation, cellular component: mitochondrion.